UACUCCGAACAAGUAUUCAUUACCAGCAUUACUUUCUAACUUCUCUCCGCAUACAAGUCUCUCAGCAGUACCGUUUUCUUUUCUUGCCAGUUGCCACUGUUUGGCUACAUUAAUAUCAGAAUGGGAAGAACUCCAUACUGUGAUGCAGAUGGCUUGAAGAAAGGCCUGUGGACUCCUGAAGAAAACCAGAAGCUCUUAACCUACAUUCAACAACAUGGCCAUAGAUGCUGGCGUUCUUUACCAAAAAAAGCUGGUCUUCGAAGAUGUGGGAAGAGCUGCAGACUGAGAUGGAAUAAUUACCUUAAACCUGGUAUUAAGAGGGGAAGAUUCAGUUUACAGGAAGACAAAACCAUCAUUCAACUUCAUGCUCUUCUAGGCAACAAGUGGUCUGCCAUAACUGCGCACUUGCCAAAGAGAACAGACAACGAGGUCAAGAAUUACUGGAACACACAUCUAAAGAAAAGGUUAGCCAUGAUGGGUAUUGACCCAGAGACUCACAAGCCAACAAGCACCAUCCUUGGCUCGCCAAAUGGUGACCCUAAGAACGCAUUAAAUCUUAGCCACAUGGCUCAGUGGGAGAGUGCUCGUCUACAGGCCGAAGCUAGACUGGCUAAAGAGUCACAGCUACGCCAACAUGAGCCAGGUGAUACGACUAACGCACUUGCACCACCACUUUGCCUUGACGUAGUAAAAACAUGGCAGAGCCUAAUGUUAAAUUCCAUACAAGGUAGUCUUCAAAAUGGUUCUUUUGGUCUUGGUUUGGGUGACAAUGGUGGUGAUGUUGAGUCUCCGACAUCCACAUUGAGCUUCUCAAACAGUGCACAAGCAGCAGUGUCAACUGUGGUAUCAUCAUCAGAUUUUAAUGGAGUUUUAGGUGCUGAUCAUAUGAAUGAAGUAUACAUCACGCAGCAACACAAUAUGGCUCUUGAUGUUGGAGAUGUGCCUAGUACCAUUCAAGCUUCUGAUAAUGAAGAUGGGAAUUUCAUUGAAGGGAUUGCAAAUAAUCUACUUUUCAAUAAUCUUGAUAUGCAUAGUUUAUCUACCUUCAGCACAAUUACAAGUACUACUAGUACUGGCAAUGGUGAGGUACAUGAAAUGACCAAGAAUUAUUGGAAUAAUAUUCUUAAUUUUAUAAGUUAAUUAUAUAUAUGGACUGUCAAGUACCGGUGUUUUAAUUUGUAUGUGCAAGAGAACCUAGUGUUUAGGACUAGACUAGUGUACUGUAGUCAGUAAUUGCCUUAGCCAUGCAAGGCUAUAGGCUUUAAACCCCACUCCUGAAUUUCUGU
Quercus robur (English oak) is the source of this 1286-nucleotide messenger RNA. RefSeq names its product transcription factor MYB106-like. NCBI's taxonomy places the organism in Eukaryota, Viridiplantae, Streptophyta, Magnoliopsida, Fagales, Fagaceae. The coding region runs from base 121 to 1140 and encodes 339 amino acids. The transcript is spliced from 3 exons. The record is from RefSeq and is a predicted model, not a curated record.